Molecule: messenger RNA, 708 nt
Organism: Gregarina niphandrodes
Lineage: Eukaryota; Apicomplexa; Conoidasida; Eugregarinorida; Gregarinidae
Product: putative transmembrane protein
Exons: 1
Coding region: 1-708 (235 amino acids)
Source: RefSeq, a predicted model, not a curated record
AUGACGGACGCCUUCACGGUCCCUGUCGCGCUGCCUGGAGCGGCGGAGGCAGAGCUGCUCGACAGAGAUCGAUCACGGGACGGCGUCCAAAGUAGGAGUGGCGUACGCGCUCAGGAUGCGCCUGUUAAUACGGCACGUGCUCUAGAUCCCGAGUAUGAUGGUCGCCAUAUAAAGCGCGGUUACGACUACGCAGAUCGGGACGACUUGGAGCACAAUCACGGCUACGGACGUCCUGGCUACGGAGAUCGUGGUUAUCCAGACAGCUCCUUGGAUAACUACACGGAGGAGAUGCAGCGAAAACAACAAAAGUUGGCGCUUGGUGCGAACGCGGCAGCCAUCAUUGCCUCGGACACAGUUGGGCUGGCCAGUUGCGGCAUGAAUGCGGGUCCGGUGGGGAUGGGCAUGGGAGUUCUCCAGGGUUUGCUCAUUGGCGGUAUAGAGGCGAGCAAUGCCACGCGCAACCUAAACGCACAAAACCGCCGUCCGCGCUUCGUCUACGGCUCCGUUGCUGACGACGAGACCGGCUUCUCCGUCAUGGUCGUCUUGACGCUCCUCGGUCUUGCUGGCACCGCCGUCGCGUGCGCCCGCUACGGCAGCCUCACCAACGACGGCAAGGCCAUCCGCAGGGACACAGUAUACCUCGACGCCUACGAAAACCCUGACGCCGACGACUACAACCACUAUAAAACACUCAUGAAGAACCGGUAG